Molecule: messenger RNA, 3577 nt
Organism: Acanthopagrus latus (yellowfin seabream)
Lineage: Eukaryota; Metazoa; Chordata; Actinopteri; Spariformes; Sparidae
Gene: smpd4
Product: sphingomyelin phosphodiesterase 4
Exons: 20
Coding region: 207-2732 (841 amino acids)
Biological process (GO): sphingomyelin catabolic process; glycerophospholipid catabolic process; ceramide biosynthetic process
Molecular function (GO): sphingomyelin phosphodiesterase D activity
Source: RefSeq, a predicted model, not a curated record
CCGGUGGCAGUAAUGUGCAACACGGUGAAUAAACCAGAACACCACCGAAGAAGAAGUCAGAAGCUGCCGCACGCUCGGUCGUGUUUGAAUCACACAAAUGGAAACGCGCUUUGUGGAAAAGUAGUUGGAAUUGUGAUUAACGAUCCGCGGUGAAGGUGGGAUCCAAGUGGACUGUGCAUAGGAGGAGACAAACCUAAAGGUCCUUCAUGGCUGCUCCAACGUUGCAACAGCCCAGUUUCCUUCUGGCAAAUCUUAAAGCUGAUGCGACCACCAAAACUCUCCUCCAGCGAUGCCAAGAUCUGGUGAAGAUCAUCGAUGAAUAUCCUGCGAAGGAGCUGCACCUGAUUUUCCCCUGGCUGGUGGAGAGUGUGUUUGGCAGUCUGGACGGAAUCAUCGCCGGCUGGAACUUGCGCCUCCUACACUCGCGGAGCAAUGAGUACAACAUUGUGAUGGAGUUUCUGAACCCCAGUGGGCCAAUGAUGAACCUUGUGUACAAACUUCAAGCAGAAGAGUAUAAAUAUGAAAUACCCGUCAAUUAUCUCCCGGGUCCAGUGAAGGCCUGCAUCCAGCAGGGAGUUCUCCCAGACUGUCCGCUGUUCCACAACAAGCUGCAGUUCCCUCCGGCCGGUCUGCUCACUCUGAACCUCGCUCUCAAUCCAUUUGAAUUCUUCAUGUUCAAUUUUGCCUGCUGUCUCAUCACGCCGAAGAGCUUCCCUCCAGGCCAACAUGGAAGCUCCACUGACAGCGCCUACUUUGUGCUUGUGGACAAUUACCUGAAAUACUUCCUCCCCAGUGAAGGCAGUGUUCCCCCGUCCCCUUUCUCUGACUCCAGAGGCUCCGUCACUGCACCUUCACCGAGCAGAUCUUCCAGUGUUUCUUUUGCUGGUUAUGGCGUUCACAGCCCCAGUCUGCUGAAACAUCACAUAUUCCAUCAACCCUCAGUGAACGCAGACCCAGCAGCCCAGGAAAUCUGGAGGUCCGAAACACUGCUACAAAUGUUUGUGGAGAUCUGGCUCCAUCACUACUCUCUGGAGAUGUACCAGAAGCUGCAGUCCCCUCAGGUGAAGCUGGCGCUGCUGCAGUAUCGCCUCAGUAUGUCCAGCAUGCCGUGCCAACCCCACGCCCCACCAGGCUCUGGGACCCUCCACACCUACCAAGUACUUUUACCUUUUCAUUCACCCCCGCCCCUCUGGGGCCUCCUGGAGGAACCCUUCAGUCCGACAGAGGAGCACGUGCUGGUGGUUCGUCUCCUGGUGAAACACCUGCACGCCUUCUCCAACAGCCUGAAGCCCGAGCAGCUGUCCUCGUCACCCUCCGCCCACUCACACACUCACACCAGCCCGCUGGAGGAGUUCAAGAGAGUGGUGGUGCAGCGCUUUGUGCAACAGAAACUCUACCUGUUCCUGCAGCAUUGCUUCGGUCACUGGCCUCUAGACGCCUCCUUCAGAGCGGUGUUGGAGACGUGGCUGAGCUACAUCCAGCCGUGGAGAUACACCGGGGAGAAGACCAAUCCUCAACAGGAGCAAAACAGAACAGUUCCUGACAAAUGGGAGUCAUUCGUUCAGGAGAACCUGCUCAUGUACACAAAGCUCUUCCAGGUGUUUCUGAACAGAACCAUGAGGACGGAUCUGGUGAAUGCCAAAAAUGCACUGAUGGUUUUCAGGGUGGCCAAAGUGUUCGCUCAGCCAAACCUCGCUGAGAUGAUCCAGAAAGGCGAGCAGCUGUUUCUGGAGCCAGAGCACGUCCUCCACCACCGCCAGCCCCGCGGCUACCUGACGCCGAGCCAAGGGGGCAGCUACCUGUCGUCACGGCAACGGGUGAUGACAGACAUGGUUUUCAGGGUGAAGAGUCACGUCUAUGCUCUGGAGGGCCAGGACUGCCAGUACAAACAGAUGUUUGGCACCGAGCUCAGAGCAGCAGUCAUGAAGUUGAUCCAGAUCAUUGCACAGGCCAGACACACAGCCAAGAGGAUAUCGGAUCACUCCAACGAGGUGGCGGCCAAUAACUCAUUCCUGUCCUGGUUUGGAAUGGGCUCCUCUGAUCCCAACACCACGUUCCCCGGAGCCGAGCCAGAGGAGAGCGGAGAGUGUUUGAAGAAGACCCACGAAUUCCUGGACAGAGCUCUGGAGAACUUGUGUCAGAUCUUCAAGCUGAACCAAGGGCAGCUGACUCAGUUAAUAUCCAACCUGGGCUCCUCUCAAGAUGACGGCAACAGCAAGCAGCUGCCCGACUGCAUCCAGGGAGAGAACGGGCUCAUUCUGACCGACCUGGGCAGGAGGCAGAUCAUCAGUGGACUGCGCCGGUUUGAGAUUCACUAUCAAGGAGACCCGGAGCUCCAGCCAAUCAGGAGCUAUGAGAACGCCCUGCUGGUCAGGCUUUUCUACAAGAUCUCCUCUAUGGUUAACAACAGGUUCGGAGGGCACAUGAACGCGCUCUGCUCGCGUCCAGACUUCCUGGGUCGCCUGGGUCGUCACUACUUGUCGGAGCAGGAAUCCACUGCAAAACUGAAGCAGAGCCCGAUGACCCAGCGGUCGCUAGAGAGGAACCGCCAGCCACGGCUGAGCCUCCGCCCGCUGGCCAGCUACAGGACGAUACUGCUGCUGCUGCUCUUCUACAUGUUUGGAGCGCUCCUGUCGUUGGGGCCCGUAUCCAGCACCCUGCUCAUCCUCACGGGGGGAUUCCUGUAUGGACUCAUGAUGACGCUGUUUGGAGACAAACUGAAAACACAGUAGCCAAGCCGCAGGGUUUCUACACAUCUGGAGAAAUGCACAUCAUGAAUUUGAUCUAUUCCGCCUUCAAAUGAUUUGCGAAAGAAAAGUGUUAAAAUGUCCUCAUGCAACUUAUAAUCAAUAGUGUUGUGGGUUAUUGCUUCUGGGCUGCAACUUAUGAUUAUUUUCAUAAUCAAUUUGCUCUUUUAACAUCAGAAAACAAUUCAGAACAGUUUCAGACGACCAAAGUAUUUUCAUCAAUGUUCUUGUCUAAAACCCCCAAAUGUUCAAUCAGUGAAAAUGUAAAGAUGUAUGACGGCACAUUUUUACACCUGUGGAGCUCAAAAAAGAAGGUUUUUGGGUCUUUUACCAAAAAAGUGACUUAAAAUGAAUAAUCAAUUAGGAAAACAGCUAAUUAACUUUCUGUCGGUCCGCUGAUCGAUCACUGGAGCUUGGUAUUGAUCCUCGCAGAGAUACAUUCUGGUGAGCCAGCUGCCACAGUGAAGUCAGAGACAGUGAAAAGAUGUUGCUGAAAAAUGAUCCUGUCAAAAACACUGAAUAUGUUCUUCAUGUAACCAGGAGGUUUUAAAGGACAGCGUGUUGAAAGGUGACGUGUAGGAACCCUGUUGGAACAGACUGGCAGCUCUCGUGUUGUUGCUUCAGCUUAUUGUUUUAAUAUGGUUCAUAUAACCGUGUAAAUAAACCCAGAGCGUUGAAGCUCUUUUUUUCUAGGGCAGUUUUUUUUUUUUGUCUUUUUCAACAGAUCUGGACGCAGGUGUCGGCCAAAACACUGAAGUUGUGCUGAUGGAAUAAAUCAACUAUUUUUCGUGUUUCUGUCCAAAAGGCCCAAUAAACUGCUUACACUUGUU